CUAGGCUCAGAGAGGAAUGUGAAUGUCCAGGGACAAAUCUCCAUCCAUCCCUCAUCACAGGGGAACGCCAGGGCCAUGCAGCUUCUGUGAGGACCCUGCUCUGUGUCCCAGACAUGCCCCUCUGCGGCUGUGCCCAGCAGCCCUGCAACACCUGGUCCCACGUGCCACCCUGCUCAGGGUGCCAUCACCUCCCCCAGCCAUGGCCACCCUUGCUACCAGACCCACAGCCCCUCAUCCCACACCCCUGUGUUACAGAGAGACCUGUGGAAGAUGUCGAACCCGAGAAACGGCGACACCAAGCCCCCAUGUUUGCCCCGCAAUGGACUGGUGAAGAUCCCCACGCAACCCAACGGCCUUGGCUCCGCCAGCAUCACCAAAGGCACCCCUGCCGUGAAAAACCGCUUGUGCCAGCCUUCCUCCGUGCCUGCCAUCCUCAGCCCGGCCUUAGCCCACCGCAGCGACCUGCCCAUCCCCAGCCUGGCUUCCCCGCUCUCCUUGGCCACUCUGGCCAGCGUCUCCUCCCCUCCCGGCGCUUCCUUGGUGGGACUGAACGCGAGCGAAGGCUCGGAGCAGCCCUCUCCGGAGCGGCUGCCAGGCUCGCCCUCAGAAAGGCAGCUGGCGGUGGACGAGAAGAUCCUCAACCGCUUGUUCUGGUACUUUUCGGCAUGCGAGAAGUGCGUGCUGGCGCAGGUGUGCAAGGCAUGGCGGCGGGUGCUCUACCAGCCCAAGUUCUGGGUGGGCUUGACGCCCGUCCUGCACACCAAAGAGCUCUACAACAUCCUGCCCGGUGGAGAGAAGGAGUUCGUCAGCCUGCAGGGCUUCGCCGUCCGCGGCUUCGACGGCUUCUGCCUCGUGGGCGUCUCUGACCUGGACAUUUGUGAGUUCAUUGACAACUACCCCCUCUCCAAGAAGGGGGUCAAGUCCAUGAGCCUUAAGAGGUCGACCAUCACAGAUGCAGGGUUGGAGGUGAUGCUGGAGCAGAUGCAGGGUGUGGUGCGGCUGGAGCUGUCAGGCUGCAACGACUUCACAGAGGCCGGGCUGUGGUCAAGCCUCAACGCCCGCAUCACGGCACUGAGCGUCAGCGACUGCAUCAAUGUGGCCGACGAUGCCAUCGCUGCCAUCUCGCAGCUCCUGCCCAACCUCACCGAGCUCAACCUGCAAGCCUACCACGUGACGGACACGGCGCUCGCGUACUUCACCGCCAAGCAGGGAUACACCACCCACACCCUGCGGCUCAACUCCUGCUGGGAAAUCACCAACCACGGCGUGGUCAACAUGGUGCACAGCCUGCCCAACCUGAGCGUCCUCAGCCUCUCGGGCUGCUCCAAGGUGACAGAUGAUGGUGUAGAGCUGGUGGCCGAGAACCUGCGGAAGCUGCGCAGCCUCGACCUGUCCUGGUGCCCCCGCAUCACCGACAUGGCCCUGGAGUACAUCGCCUGCGAUCUGCACAAGCUGGAGGAGCUGGUGCUCGACAGGUGCGUGCGGAUCACCGACACCGGCCUCAGCUACCUGUCCACCAUGUCAUCCCUGCGGAGCCUCUACCUGCGCUGGUGCUGCCAGGUGCAGGAUUUUGGCCUGAAGCACCUCCUGGGCAUGGGCAGCCUGCGCCUCCUCUCACUGGCUGGCUGUCCCUUGCUGACCACCACGGGGUUGUCUGGGCUGGUGCAGCUGCAGGAGCUGGAGGAGCUGGAACUCACCAACUGCCCCGGGGCCACUCCGGAGCUCUUCAAGUACUUCUCCCAGCACCUCCCGUGCUGCAUGGUGAUCGAGUAG
Molecule: messenger RNA, 1773 nt
Organism: Cinclus cinclus
Lineage: Eukaryota; Metazoa; Chordata; Aves; Passeriformes; Cinclidae
Gene: FBXL16
Product: F-box and leucine rich repeat protein 16
Exons: 5
Coding region: 271-1773 (500 amino acids)
Biological process (GO): SCF-dependent proteasomal ubiquitin-dependent protein catabolic process
Cellular component (GO): SCF ubiquitin ligase complex
Molecular function (GO): protein binding
Source: RefSeq, a predicted model, not a curated record